Messenger RNA from Verticillium nonalfalfae, 3099 nucleotides. RefSeq lists its product as uncharacterized. The transcript is spliced from 6 exons. The record is from RefSeq and is a predicted model, not a curated record. The coding region runs from base 1 to 3099 and encodes 1032 amino acids. Lineage: Eukaryota; Fungi; Ascomycota; Sordariomycetes; Glomerellales; Plectosphaerellaceae. Gene Ontology annotation, molecular function: ubiquitin binding. Gene Ontology annotation, biological process: protein deubiquitination; double-strand break repair via homologous recombination.
AUGGCAGCGAAAAAGGCUCGCCAGAGGAUCAGCUAUGUCCUCGAGCUUCCCAACUCCCAGCCCGGUGGCCACCGACUUGGCGUCAACGGACUCGCCAUUGACAAGACCAAUGCCAUUCUUUAUUCCGGCGGACGAGAUGGCGUCGUUUGCGCCUGGGAUCUCCUCGACAUGAAGGCUGGCGCAGCUGGCCUCGCGACUACCGACAGCACCAAGCCCAAAUCUUCCACCAAGUUCCGCGCUCAAACCCAGGCCCAUACGCACUGGAUCAACGACAUUGUCCUCGCCCAGAACAACACGGCACUCGUAUCUGCCUCGUCCGAUCUGACCGUCAAGGUCUGGCGCCCGCACUCCGAGACCCAGAAAGAUGCCAUCACCAUUGGCGAGCAUGCCGACUACGUCAAGUGCGUCGCCACCCCGCCCCACGAUCCGUCGGCCAACUGGGUUGCUUCCGGCGGCCUCGAUCGCAAGAUUUGCCUCUGGGACCUGAACGGCGGCGGCAAGACUCUCGAAAUCGACAACAAGGGCGAGGUCGCCGAGAAGGGCUCGAUCUACGCCCUGAGCGUCGCACCUCGUAUCAUCGCCAGUGGUGGUCCCGAGUCCAGCGUGCGCUUGUGGGAUCCCAGGACCGGCGACGCCGUCACCAAGUUUGUCGGCCACACAGACAACGUGCGCUCCAUCCUGCUCAACGAGGCCGGCGACACCGUCAUGACGUCCAGUUCCGAUUCGACAAUCAAACUCUGGAGCAUCACUGCUGGUCGUUGCAUGUACACCUUUACCAUGCACAACGAUAGUGUUUGGUCGCUCUACUCGGACGACCCGACAUUGGGCAUAUUCUACAGCAGUGACCGUUCUGGAAUGGUAGCCAAGACUGAUGUGCGAGGCACGCUCGAGGACAUGGACGACGGCCUGUCACUUGCCAUUGCGCAAGAGCAUGGCAACAUUAGCAAGAUUUUGGCUGCCGACGGCUACAUCUGGACAGCUACAUCUACAUCAUCCAUCAACAAGUGGCCCGAUGUCGACACGUCGUCAGACAUUAAGCUGCCCGAGGCUUACCAUCGACACCGGUCAGCCUCUGGAUCCACAGCACGGCCCAGGCAAGUGUCACCCCCGCCAGCUACCGAGUCUACAGACAAGAAGGAAGAGAAUAAGGAAAUUCCAGCGAAAUCGAUCCUCAAAAUCUCCAACACGGCUACAUUCCCGAAGCAAGUCGCUCGAGACCCCGAUGCGGCGAUUGGCGGCAAUGCCGCGGCGAGAAAGGGAUCUGAAAUUGCGCCCGACUCGACAUCCCAUGGACCCGAGCCCCUGUUCCACCUUCCACGAGAAACCAUCGAGGGCCAGUUCGGCCUGGUGAAGCACAAGCUCCUAAACGACAGGAGAAGAGUGCUGACGCUAGACACUGCUGGCGAUGUGCUCCUUUGGGAUCUGAUCCGGUGCGAGGUUAUCCAGAGCUACGGAAAGCGGCAUUUAGAGGACGUCGAGCCCGAAGUCAACACCCGUGAAGCUGUUGCCCCCUGGUGUUCUAUAGAUACGAGUUCCGGCAGCCUCACGGUUGUGCUUGAACCUUUCAACUGCUUCGACGCCGAGAUGUACGCCGACGACCUGGCGCCGGGCGAGGCGGUGGACUUCAGGGAUGACCAACGAAUCAACCUUGGAAAGUGGAUUCUUCGAUACUUGUUCGCGAAUGUCAUUGACGAGGAGAUCAAAAAGGAUGAGAUUCACCGCGCAGCUCUCAACGAGACGGUUGAGAAGAGGAUCGCCGCUGCCCGCCGAGUGGCCCCGCCCACCUCGAUCGAGAUGCCGACCAAUACAUUUGGGGGGGCCGAGGGCCCGGGAUCUGCAACGACACCGCGUGCUAAUGGCGCGCAGUGGGCGCCGACCCCUGGUCUUGCCAUCGGCAUGGCGACCCCUGGUGCCCGUCUGCAAGAUGUUCCGGAGGGCGCAGCUACACCGGCAAGCCCCUUGGAGAAGAGGACGUCGCACGCCAACCGCACUUCGGUGGAAAAUGGAGACUACUUCUCCAGCACUAUUGCACCGGCCGACGGCGCCUCGAAGGGUGGACAGACACCUGCGACGCCAUCAGAGCCCGCAGCAAAUGACGUCAAAUCGCCCGGCGCCGAGAAUGGUAAAGAAAAGGAGAAGGACGCGAACGGCAAGGCACCCAGCACGCCGUUCGGCAAGAAGAAGUUCCGCAUGGGCAUGGGCAGCAUGUCGUUUGGAAGCAAGAAGAUUGGCCGCUCGGCAUCGACCAGCACAGAGAAGCCUGCCGUUGUGGAUGAAAAGGCAGAGGAGUCUGAGUCGUCGUCAACACACGAGAAGGAAGUCGACGACAGUUUCCUCGGUGUCGUCCAGCGUAUUCGCAACGAAUAUGAAAAGCAACUCACCGACAGCCCCGACAAGAUUGUCGAAACGGGCAUCACGCCCAGUCUGUACAACGAUACGCCCGUCCUCAAGCUGCCUUCUGGUACCAAAGUAUUCAUUCAGGAGGAGACGUCUGGCUCGAGCGCCAACUUGUAUCAGGGCACGGUCGAGACGGUCGGCCAGGAUGUCGACGUCAUUGAGCAGCGUGGUCCCAUGUGGCUGGGAGAGGUGCUUCUGCAGAACCAGAUCCCGCCGAAAGACCCAGUCAAGGUGUCGUUUGUGUUGGUGCCGUGGGAGAACUCGCUUCCCGACCUGGCGGCCACGGAUGGCAACAACCGCCUGAACGCCAACAGAAUGCUGCGCGUCAAGAAGAUCCUGUCGUAUGUCGCAGAGAGGAUCGAGCCGCCUGUGACAGAGCCCGACCCAAAUGCGCUCAGGCCAGAUGAGUACCUCGAGUUGUACUGCAACGACAUGAAACUACCCAACACAAUGACGCUGGCCACGCUACGUGCACACGUAUGGAAGGGUGGUAAUGACAUCACGCUGCACUACAAGGCGAACGGUCGCAAGGUGAUUGAGAAUCCCAUCCCGACACCACAGGCAGCGGCACCAGUCGAGCCAGAGGCGGCGCCAGCCGAGGCAGGUGCCGAUGGAGCGGACGGGUCUGCCGCCCCUUUGACGCCGGCCCCAACGACCACUCCGGCAGCGACGACAACGGCGCCUACGACGGCAGCGGCAUAG